CUUACUGGAGCCAAAAGUUCUCACAUAAACCUUUCCUCCCUUCUCUCUCCCCUCUCCGCCCUAUUUCUUCUUAUCUUUCUGUCAUACUGCAGCCUCCCCUCGAGUCGCCUCCGCUCUUCCUCCGCCCCGCCCCGCCCCGCCCUGCCGUCCGAGGAGAGGAGAGGAGACCAAGGGGGAACAGAUUAGAACGCGCUCGCGAGGGGCUCCUAAUCUGCCUAGGUCCUCGGAUGCCCUCAACGGCCUCUCCGAUCGUCCGUGGUUCCGCGUUUAUUUUUCCCUCACUUUUUUUUGGAGAUUUUUGGGGUCUAAUCUCCGCUCCUUUUUCGAGGAUAAAUCAACCUCUUCUCGUGGUUUUCAACGACUACUCCUCAUGGCCUUUCAUCUUGGUUUUGGCUGAAUUUUUCAGGAGAUUUGCCGGUUUUUUUUUUCUUCACGAGGGAGCCGCUGCCGCUGCGAGGAAACAAAACAAUCUCCUGAGGCAAGGACGGUUGUGAAGCAAAGGAAAUUGCAGUGAUCAAAUGGCAGCCGAGUCCUCUGUUCCACAAACUUCCUCUGAAUCGGCUGCUCACAAGAUGGGCUUCUUCAGAGUCCCUGAUCUUCUCGUCAAACUGAGCACCAAAUGUUUGAUUGAGUUGGAUGCCGUCCGCAGCCCAACAUCCCCCUUAGACCUGAAAUUGUUCACAGGCCUUGCUACCAGAUCACCCAGAUCGUCCUUCCUUGAUGCCGGCGCAGCCAGCCAGAACCAAAAGAUCUUGCUCGGGGACAGGGUUGGCCUUGGACUGGUGGAUUCUCUCAGUGAUGAAAACAACCCCACACCCUUGGGCAGCAGGAAGGUUCUCCUUGGAUCUGAGAUGAGGAUUACUGACAACUUAACUCUCAAGAACAGCUCCACUGCUCCUAAUCAAGCUGGCCUGCUUGAACAGAAAGAUGAGAAUAUGAGUGAUGGACUCAACGGUAGUAUCAUGUCCCUGGAUGACAUUGUCAAUUCAGAGGAUUACACCUGCGUUGUUACCCGUGGUCCAAACCCUAGAACUACCCACAUUUUUGGAGACCGUGUUUUUGAGUUUCAAGCUGAGCAACUGAUGCCUGAUGAGGGUGGGUGUGAGGAGAGUUUGGCCCCUCAUCUGAAUGGGGAUACCAUGAGCUUCUGUUGUUUUUGCGGUGACAAGCUCAAAGAAGGGAAAGACAUCUAUAUCUACCAGGGUGACAAAGCCUUCUGCAGCAUGGAAUGCCGGGAGAACUUCAUGGAAGAUGAGAUGGAAGGUGAACCUUCGAUAGGUCACUCUGAUCCCAGCGGCCCUUCCUUUGACAAUCGUUGCAUUUUCCAACUGAUCCAGUGAGCGAGCAUCAGUAAACACUUGAUGUGGUCGUAUCUGAAGCGCUGUCUGAGGUUAAUAAGCUGCAGCCAUGGAUGUGAUCAUGCUGAUCAAGUUUUUGCGUGAAGAUUUUGUCUGCUGCGGCACUGAUGAAUUUACCCCCCUUAAUGAUUUCUUUAUUUUCGUUAUCUGGAUCCUCAAAUUUUUGGAGGAGCCUGAACGAUGACUGUGCUUCCGGUCAUAUUAUUAUUUUGAUCGGAAAAGGGUGUGUGCGUGUGUUUGCCUGAACCUCAAUUUCAAUUGGGCGUCAUUUUGUCAACGCCUAUUGAGUGUUGUGUCAUGUAUCUGAACCUAAGCUUCUACAUGUAUUUGCAUGUGGUACACAAUAAUAUUUGAGUAUACUAUCUUGUUCACCUUUCA
Triticum dicoccoides is the source of this 1736-nucleotide messenger RNA. RefSeq names its product FCS-Like Zinc finger 11-like. The transcript has 4 exons. NCBI's taxonomy places the organism in Eukaryota, Viridiplantae, Streptophyta, Magnoliopsida, Poales, Poaceae. The record is from RefSeq and is a predicted model, not a curated record. Bases 519 to 1340 code for a protein of 273 amino acids.